Leptopilina boulardi is the source of this 2811-nucleotide messenger RNA. It is a transcript of the gene p115, whose product is annotated as general vesicular transport factor p115. The transcript has 12 exons. Lineage: Eukaryota; Metazoa; Arthropoda; Insecta; Hymenoptera; Figitidae. The record is from RefSeq and is a predicted model, not a curated record. Gene Ontology annotation, cellular component: endoplasmic reticulum; cytoplasm; ER to Golgi transport vesicle membrane. Gene Ontology annotation, biological process: endoplasmic reticulum to Golgi vesicle-mediated transport; vesicle fusion with Golgi apparatus; intracellular protein transport. The coding region runs from base 100 to 2625 and encodes 841 amino acids.
UUGACUUUUUAUAAAAAGAAAAAUGGCAGCGCCCUGUCAAGUGACGUGUAAUGUUAUUCUUUUCAUCGUUUUCAUAUUGUAAAAUAAUUAAUAAAUGUCAUGGAAUACUUUAAAAGUAGUAUAAAAUCAGUUCUUGGUGCUCCUCUGCCAGAAAAUGAGCCUUCUGGAGCAGAUACGGUGGAAAGAAUGGUUGAAAGACUUCAAUCAUCAACAUUAUUGGAUGAUAGAAGAGAUGCAUGUCGUGGCCUUAAAGCACUUUCGCGAAGUUAUCGACUAGAAGUUGGAGCACAAGGCAUGGAUGCAUUAAGACAAGUUUUAGAAAUGGAUAAAACUGACUGUGAAAUAACUGGUCUUGCUUUAGAAACACUUUGUAAUAUAACUCAUCCUGAAACAUUUGAUGAAGAAGUUGAAAAAUAUGGACCAAGAAAUAAAAUUGGAGAACAAUUUACAGAAAUAUUUAUUAAACAACAAGACAGUGUGGGUUUAAUAUUAAGUUUUCUUGAAGAAUUUGAUUUUAAAGUACGUUAUCCGGCAUUAAAAUUAUUAUCCCAUUUACUUAUAAAUAAACCAAAAAAUAUUCAAGAAAUAAUAUUGAUUAGUCCAAUGGGUGUUUCGAAAUUAAUGGAUUUACUCGCUGACAGUAGAGAAGUUAUUAGAAAUGACGUAUUAUUAAUAUUAAUACAAUUAACGAAGGGAAAUGCAAAUAUACAAAAAAUUGUUGCUUUUGAAAAUGCAUUUGAUCGAAUAUUUGACGUUAUUUAUCAAGAAGAAGGUGCUGAAGGUGGAAUUGUUGUUGAGGAUUGUUUAUUAUUAAUGUUAAAUCUCUUACGUGGAAAUUCGAGUAAUCAAAAUUUUUUUAAAGAAGGAAGUUAUAUUCAAAGAUUAAAACCAUUAUUUGAAAUGCCACCGGAAAUUGAUGAUAAUCCAUUGGCAAGUUGGAGUCCACAAAAAGUUUCAAAUCUUCAUUGUAUGGUUCAAGUUAUACGCGCUUUAGUUGCACCAAAUGGUCCAGCUCAAUCAGUGGCGGCUUGUCAACGAAAUAUGGAAGCAUGUAAAUUAUUGCAAGCACUUUGUGAUAUUUUAAUGUCAAGUGGAGUGCCAGCUGAUGUUUUAACCGAAUCAUUAUGUGCAGUCGCAGAAGUUAUUAGGGGAAAUCAAAUUAAUCAAGAAUUUCUCGCAAAUGUCAUGGCUCCCAGUUCACCUCCCAAACCAGCCAUAGUAGUACUUUUAAUGUCAAUGGUAAAUGAAAAACAACCAUUUUUAUUAAGAUGUGCCGUACUUUAUUGUUUUCAAUGUUUUCUCUAUAAAAAUGGACCGGGACAAGCUCAGCUCGUACAAACAUUUUUACCUCAAGGCAAUGAAACGCCAUCUUUAACAACAGGUCAAUUAAUAUGCGGUGGUCUUUUUUCAACUGAUCCAUUGUCAAAUUGGUUCUCAGCUGUUUUAUUAUCACACGCUUUAAUAGACAAUUCAAUGCAAAAGGAGCAAUUAUUAAAAGUUCUUUUAGCGACAAAUAUUGGAAAACCACCAGUUAAAUUAAUGCAACAAUGUGUUAUGCUUCUACAACAGAGUAAUAAAAUACAAUCAAAAUUGGGACUUUUAAUUUUAUUAUGCACAUGGACAUCAUAUAGUGCACCGGCUGUUAAAACAUUUUUAACAAUUGAAAAUUCAAUUGCCUAUCUUACUGCAUUAUUAUCAUCGCAAGAAAAUAAUGAUGAUUUACAAGAGUGUCUUUUGCAAAAUAUGUGCGCUUUUCUUAUUGGUAUUUGCGUUCAUUUUAAUGAUGACAGCGUUCCAAAUUACACCAAGGAAAAACUUUGCAGUUUAGUGGAAAAUAGAAUAGGAUUGGAAAAAUUUCAAAAUGCAAUUGGAGGAAUAUCAAGACACGAAGUCUAUUCAAGAAGUUUAAAACAUCCCCAAUCGUCGGCGAAAAAUUCUUCUGAACUUUAUUUAGAUCAUGAAUUUUGUAGAUUACUUAAAAACUUGGAAGCUAACGUCUUAAAAUCUGUUCUCGAUGGAAGUAAUUCACAUGGUUCUUUAGAUCAAAUUUCAACAAUUUCACCAUCAGAUUCAGCAUUAGUUUCACAAUAUAAAGAUUUAAUAAGAGAACAAGAUAGUCAAAUUCAAAAUCUUAAUAAAACAAAUGAAAUUCUAUUAAAAGGAAAACAUGAACUAGAGAUUCAAGUACAGGAACUUGAAAUGCAAAUGAGUCAUUUGAAAGAUCAAAAUUUAGUUUUACGUGCAGCACAAACUAAUUUUUCAAAUGGAAAAGAAACUAAUGUUUCUUCUAAUCACAUUGAGACAGAGAAUGAAGAAUUGGAAAAAUAUAAAGCACAAAUAAAAGAAUUAGAAAAUCGAUUAUCAGAAUUCACAUUGAAAAUAAAUCAAGAUGAAUGUAAAAAUAAUGAUUCUAAUCAAAUUAAACUUGAAGAAAUAAUUAAACAAAGAACAGCGGAUCUUGAGAAAUUAAGAAAAGAUCAAGAAGAUUUAUUGGAACUUCUUUCGGAUCAAGAUAAUAAAAUUACAUUGUAUAAAGAAAGACUUUUAUCAUUGGGUGAAAAGGUUGAUUCUGAUGAAAGUUCUGGCGAUUUAGAUACUGACGAUCAACCAGAAUCGAGUAAUUAAUUUUAAUAAAAAGAAACUAAAUUCUUCAAAUUAAUUAAUAUUCGAUGUCAACCAAAAAGAAAAUUUUUAUCCUUUUUUCUAUUAUUCCAAGUUGAAAGUUGUUAAUUUUCUUUUCUUUUUUUGAAAAUAGUGUAUAUUAUAUUUAUAAAAUAAAAAUACAAUUUAUAUAAUUUAAAAAAUGAAUAA